UAAAAAUAAUCUUAAUUAAAUUUAGUAGGCCAAUAAUCUUUGCUAAUGUUAGGUGUUGCAUCUGUUGUCUAUGGCAGUGACAUUUCGCUAUCAGUAGACCACCGAAAAUCUAGGCCCUACCUACGCGCAUGUUUUAUUACAGAGUAGGCCUGUUAUUGAUUUACGAGAGGAAAGUCACACAUUCGUGAUGUGCGGAACAUCCCACUCCACCUCGUUGUGAAGUUCCGACUAGGAAUCAUAAACAGUAAGAAUGCAAAACACUGGUGUUCUUCAGAUUAUAAAAAGAGCCUCACAGAAAGUUAACAAACUCCAAAAACUCAAUCACAUAGCAAUAUCGAGAAAUAUCAAUGGCUAUCACUAUCAGUCUACUAGAAGCCUUCACAUACCUCUGAAUGGAUAUUCAUUUACUGACUACAAUCUUGAAAAAAAAAGUUUUAGUUUACAAGUACCGAACAACUUUAACUUUGUCAAACAUUUUAUUGAUGAGUGGGCACGCGCUGAAAGGCUAGGGCUCAGGAAUACAUCAAAUCCAGCACUCUGGUGGGUCAACGCUAAUUCCAAAAAAGAAAUAAAAUUCUCUUUUCAACAACUUUCUGAACACUCCCAAAGAAUCGCCAAUGCCUUAACUAUGGGAUGUGGUUUAAAAAGACAAGACAGAGUUAUUAUUAUAUUGCCUAAAGUGCCCGAAUGGUGGCUUAUCUUCCUGGCAUGUAUUAGAGCAGACUUAACAGUUUGUCCUGGCACAAUGAUGCUUAAAACUUAUGAUGUAAAACACAGACUAGAACUGUCAAAGGCCAGCUGUAUUAUUACAAGUCCUGAACUAGUUUCAUGUGUGGACCAGGCAAGUCAAGAAUGUGAACAUUUAAAAACCAAAAUAGUUGUUGGUGACAAAGAAGAAACAAGACCUGGUUGGUUAAAUUUUGAUGCUCUUGUUGAAAAAGCUGGGAAUCAAUUCCAGUGUGUGAACACUAAGGCCUCGGAUCCUAUGAUGAUAUUUUUUACAAGCGGGACAACGGGAGCACCCAAAAUGGCUGAACAUACACAUUCCAGCUAUGGACUGGGACACAUUACAUCUGCUCGGUAUUUUUUAAUGGUCAACUCUGAGAGUGUCAUGUGGAACUUGUCAGACACAGGCUGGGCCAAAAGUGCCUGGUCAUCAUUCUUCAGUCCUUGGAUCAUGGGGGCGUGUGUGUUUGUCUACAGCGCUGAAAGAUUUGACCCUACGGAAACAUUACAGGUGUUAUCCAGGUAUCCUGUGACCCACUUCUGUAGCUCCCCCACUGGCCUGAGAAUGAUACUGGCACAAAAUUUGAGGAACACAAAAUUUCUCGCUCUGCGUCGCUGCCUUGGGGCAGGAGAACCAGUCAACCCUGAGAUCAUGGAACACUGGCGGAGGGAAACUGGGCUCACAAUUUACGAAGGUUACGGGCAAACAGAAACAACUUUGGUGUGCAGCAGUUACAACUGUAUACGUUACAAGCCAGGCUCUAUGGGGAAAAGUUCUCCAGAACUUGAUGUACGGAUUGUUGAUGACGAUGGUCGUGUUGUUGACCCUGGCGUAGAAGGAAAUAUUGCUCUACGAACCAAACCUUAUCGCCCUAUAGGUCUAUUUAAGCAAUAUGUGAAUGAUCCAGUAAGGACGGCAGCCGCAUUCCGCGGAGAUUUCUAUAUCACUGGUGAUCGUGGCUACAUGGACGAGGAGGACUAUGUUUACUUUGUGGGCCGGGCGGAUGAUGUCAUAAAUUCUGCUGGUUACAGGAUUGGUCCAUUUGAGGUUGAGAGUGUUUUGUUAGAGCACCCAGCCGUCCUAGAGUCAGCUGUUGUGAGCAGCCCAGAUGAGCUCAGGGGAGAGGUUGUGAAAGCUUUUGUUACCCUGGCACCCGAGUACAAGAGCAGAGACCCUGAUGAGCUGGUUCUAGAAUUACAAAAUCAUGUGAAGAAAUCCACCGCUCCAUAUAAAUAUCCCAGAAAGAUUGAGUUUAUUGAUGAAUUACCAAAGACAGUCAGUGGCAAGAUACGACGAGUUGAAUUAAGAAAUAAAGAAUGGCAAAGUGCUCUGAAUCCCCCACCAAGUCUUUCAACUUGAAGUGUGAUUUCCCUUUUUUUGACUUUAACUAUCUUUCAGGUAUUUUGAAAACUAAUCUUUUCAUUGUAAUGUGAAUUUGUUUAUUUUUACUUUAACUUCAAUUAUGUGAAAGCUCAAAAAAUUUUAUUGUAUUAUUAUAUAAUCAUGUUAUGAAAUAUUUCAACAUAUUACUUUGAUGUUACUGUUGUAUCUGUUAUAGGGCCUAUAUACAAUCAGUUUUACUAUAUACACAAUUAUAAUCUAUGCAGUAUACAAUAUCCACAUAUUUUGUCACAUAUAAUUGUCAUGGCCUUGCUCCACAUUGUGAUCUGUUUACUUCUCUGCCCUACACAUACGUAUGUGUACGUGUGGACAUUUGGUUUAUGUCUCCAUCAUCAUCAUUCCAUAUGGUCCCCUUGUGAAGGAUAGGGGCACAACCAUACCUCUUCAUCCAGCUGCUUCUGCUUCACUGAGAAGCUGACCUUUUCUAUGUUUGUUUUGGCCUAAGUACUUUGAUUUGGGACUCCAAUCUAGUGCCUGGUGAUGUUGCUAGUUGGUUUACUCAGGGUGUCCAAUCCAUCCUCAUUUCUGCUUCUGUAUUUUUUUCUCUCUUCAUCACCAACCUUUAUGUACUUUUAUAAAGAUGUAUCAAGACCCAGGAGGGAUAAUCUGGUCAGGUGGUAGAGCAUAGAAUUACUAAAACUAAAGUUUAAAGUUCCAUUCUAGGGGUUGAGUUGGUAGAAUGUCCAUGAGUCCACCCAGCUCUGAUGGGUACCUAACUCAAGUAAAGCAGCUGGGCGUACUGCUGACCACACCAUCCCAUAUUUCGAGUCACAGAAGGAGGUGAACUCUACUUCACUUGCCCCAUAGAUCGUCAGGUCUGAUGAAGCAGAUGGGGCAGAUGAAGAGUUCAUAUGUUUCAACACACUGCCCAGUCACCAGGGACGUUCUACUGAUUUGUCCCCGAGAUUCAAACGUGAGACUGUCGGGUUACCCCUAUACUGCUAGGCUACAUCGCCCCUUGGUGUUAUUAUAAUGUUCUUCAUUUUAGGUAGGCAUUGCCUAAAAUUAACAUAAGCCUAAAAAUAGACUUUUUAAAACAUCUCAUAUUACUCAAAUAUUAUAUAUUUUUUUACUUAAUAAGAAUUUUUACAAUCUAUUUCUGUGUCAAAUAACACUUUACAAUCUAUUUCUUUCUAAGUUAAACAGAACGUGUUGAACUGUUAUGGCUUAUUUCUUAUUGUUAAUAAACAGCAAAU
Physella acuta is the source of this 3324-nucleotide messenger RNA. Its product is annotated as acyl-coenzyme A synthetase ACSM3, mitochondrial-like. Gene Ontology annotation, cellular component: mitochondrial matrix. NCBI's taxonomy places the organism in Eukaryota, Metazoa, Mollusca, Gastropoda, Physidae. Gene Ontology annotation, molecular function: fatty-acyl-CoA synthase activity; fatty acid ligase activity. Gene Ontology annotation, biological process: fatty acid biosynthetic process; acyl-CoA metabolic process. The record is from RefSeq and is a predicted model, not a curated record.